UCGCGAUCACCAAGCAAACAAUCACCGGUUUCAACAUCUCCCACUCUACAUAGUAGCAACAGUAACAGCAACAACAACAACAACAUAGCUAGUAAUGGAGGAGGAGGAAGAUCAUUCAUGAGAGCAAGACAACUGUUCUCAUUCCAUGAGUUGGCUGGCACUGACCUCACAUUGUUGCUGGAGGAAUCGAUAUUGAUUCGUGUAUUCCAGUCACUAGAGUUUCACAACCUGUUUGUGGCCAAGCGUGUAUGCUCACGCUGGAAGCCACUGUGCGAGAACGCACUAUGCUAUCAAGACCUGGACAUGCAGUCAUUCAUACACAACAGUCGCUAUCUGCCGCGAUCAGUCAUCACCAUGUUCAUUCAGGACCUGUCGUUCGAGGGCGAGCAGAUCGACGCGCUGCGAAUGGUGUGUCGCGAGAUACCCCGUCUGGAGCUGCCCUGUUGUGGCGACGGCGACACGACCACCACCACGACCAGCUGUCACAGUCCCACGCACAGCCGCAGUGGCAGUCUCAAUGGCAGCUUCAACAGCAACCAUCAUAAUCAUCACGAUUCACUCAGUGCCAGCAUGAAUAGCAACUGUAGCAUCAGCUACAAUGGUGGGAAGGACGACCUAUCCAGCAGUUCCCUAUCCGCCUCCAACUCUAGCAAUGGUGGAUCACUGGCCUCAUCAUCCGAAUCCCCUCACCUCACAUCAUCAUCAAGUGGACUAACUCCAAAUGCUCUAAGAAGUAGGUGGUGA
Molecule: messenger RNA, 744 nt
Organism: Acytostelium subglobosum LB1
Lineage: Eukaryota; Evosea; Eumycetozoa; Acytosteliales; Acytosteliaceae
Exons: 1
Molecular function (GO): protein binding
Source: RefSeq, a predicted model, not a curated record